Messenger RNA from Medicago truncatula (barrel medic), 1602 nucleotides. RefSeq names its product auxin response factor 23. The record is from RefSeq and is a predicted model, not a curated record. Lineage: Eukaryota; Viridiplantae; Streptophyta; Magnoliopsida; Fabales; Fabaceae. Gene Ontology annotation, biological process: regulation of DNA-templated transcription; response to hormone. Gene Ontology annotation, molecular function: DNA binding. The transcript has 12 exons. The coding region runs from base 120 to 1442 and encodes 440 amino acids. Gene Ontology annotation, cellular component: nucleus.
UAUAUUUUUGUUCCUAUAUAUCGUAGGCUUCGUUUGUUCUCUCUAUAUAUUAUAUCGUUUUGGUUUCUCCACCUUCAUUUAGAACCAUUGAAUGAGAAAGGAGUGUGAGAGAGAGAGAGAUGGAUUCUGUAGGUAGCGAUGGUGCGUCUCGUUUAGUCUCUGAUAAUCUAUGUGCUCAACUCUGGCAUGCAUGUUCCGGAUCUGUAUACAUCCCUAAGGUUGGGGAAAAGGUUUUCUAUUUUCCUCAAGGACAUGCAGAGCAGGUCGCAAUACUUCAAUAUCAACAAGAUCACAACAUGGAAAUUCCUAACUAUCAUUUGCCUUCUAAAAUUUUAUGCAUAGUUGUGGGUGUUCAAUUAAUGGUAAAAGUCGACACAGAUGAGAUUUUUACUCUAGUUACAUUAUUUCCAUUGCUCGAGCAACAAGAAUAUGUAUUAGAGGACAAUCAUGCACUUCAUAGUCCUGAUGAAAUCUACUCUUUUAGUAAGUUGCUCACUUCAAUGGAAACAAGUACACAGGGUGGACUUUAUAUUCCAAAGCAACAUGCAGAUAGAUGCUUCCCUCAGCUGGAUAUGACCCUUCAGCCACCAAUGCAAGAUCUAGUGGUGAAGGACUUGCAAGGAAUUGAAUGGAAUUUUCGACAUAUUUAUUGUGAUCAUGAGAGAGCACACUUGCUUACUAAUGGUUGGAACACAUUUGUAAACUCUAAAAAUCUUCGUCCUGGAGAUUCAUGUAUUUUUGUCAGUGGAGAGAAUGGUGAAAUUGGUAUUGGGAUUCGUCGAGCAAUGAAACAACAUAGCCACAUAUGCACUAAAUUGUGUCAACAAUCAAGUCAAAACAUUCAACUUGGAGCAUUGGCAGCUGUAGUCCAUGCUGUUUCUAUUGGAAGUCUGUUCCAUCUCCAAUACCACCCUUGGAUUGCUCCCUUUGAAUUUAUGAUUCCUCUGAAAACUUAUGUUGAGUCCAUUGAAAAAGACUACUCAAUUGGAACGAGGGUACACAUGUUGUCUGAAGUUGGAGGAUGUCCAAGAAGGUAUGGUACAAUAGUUGGUAAUGAAGAUAUUGAUCCCAUUAGGUGGCCAGGUUCAGAAUGGAGAUGUAUCAAGGUGCAAUGGGAUUCCAUGCUAAAUAUUGAGAGGGUUUGUCCAUGGUGGAUUGAGCCCUUGGGAUCUCCCAAGAUUAUGUUGAAGGGCAUUCCAAUUUUCCCUUUACCAAAUAAAACAGAUGUACCUAACCCAUCAUUGCUUGGAUUAAAUAACUUCGCUAAUGAGAAUAUAACUGGGAGUUCCUCUAAACCUGAAUAUCACAAAGUGGAUAUGGACUUGGAAGGUCAACAAUACAAUACUGGAAAUGAUAAAAAGUCAAUCUUUUCCAUUUUUGCUUUCUUUAUAUGUCUUUGCUUUUUUACAUUUGUAAUUUUUGUCUUUCGUCCUCUUCUAUAAUUAUUUAUUUUCGAUAAGAAAAUAAUCUAAGUAACAAAGACAUAUCAUAUUGAAUGAUCAAACUUGAACUAAGUCUAUAUUGCAUAAGUGAAGCAGAUGUUGUAUCGCUCCAUAAGUUUGUUUGUGCUAAUAGAUUAAUAAAGUUCAUCAUUAGAUGAAA